AUGGGGGCCAGAGGUCCCACUGCCCUCAGCAGCUGCGUUGCACUGCUCCGCGCCCCGCCUCACCAGGCCCCGCUCUUGUCGAUUGAGUUUACCAAGGCUCCCACUUGCCGUUCCGGCUGCCGCAGCUGGGGGACGGCCAGCGGUGCCUUCCGAGUCAAGCGUGCCGCCCUUCCUGGCCUCUCGGCCCCGCUCCUCACCUCGGACCCUCCGUGGUGGGGCGGGGGGCGGAGGGCGGAGGGCGGAGGGGGGCACCUUCUGGGCUCUGGCCUGGGCCACGCGGAAUACCAGUCGGCAAGGCGGCGAGGGUCCGGGGGCGGUGCCGAGGGGGCGGGACUGCGGGGUGGGGCUCCACGGCAGCACCGGAUUGGGCGGGGCUUGGGCUGCAGACCCCGCUCUGCCCCGCCCCGGCGCAGGCGCAGGGAGGGCUCCGCCAUCGGUUCCCAAGGCAACCGGUUUCAACAGUUCGAGCCCAGCUCGUGUCUGGAGGCCUUCUGGCGCCCACCAGCCGGCAUGUGCGCCGCCGAGAUGGACCGUCACGUUGCCCAGCGAUACCUGCUCAAGCGGCGGCUCGGGAAGGGGGUGAGCUCGGGGAGGUGCCCGGGCGUCCGCCGGACUAGGCCACCUGCAGGGCGUGGGCAGGGCCAGUCGGAGGACUGUGGCCUUCCACUCUGCCAGGGACUCCUGGAGGCGGACGUGCGGCUCCCGGUGCACGAAGGAGCCCAGCUCUCGGCCACCGAGUAUCGCAGCCGCCUCUAUCAGAUGAUCCUGGAGCGCAGGGGUAACGGCCGCGUCCCGAGAGAGACGGGCCUGGGCGUUGUCCCCACGCCCCCGGCGCCCCCGCUCAAACCCAGAGCCGCGGCCAAGCUGCCCUCGGGCUCGCCUGCGCGGCAGCCCGGACGCCGGCCUCGAAGUAACCCCGGUCACGUCCCCGAGCACGAUGUCCCCGGCGGAGCCAAGGACCCUCCCAGGCAGAGCUCGGCCCCCCUGCACCAGCCUCCGCCCCCAGGAGGUCUUGGGAGAGGGAAAGGGCCCCGCUGGACGACGGCAGGGCUCCCCUCGGCAUCCUGCUGGGUGAAGCCCAGCGGGAGGGGGGCGGCGCCCUCCUUGACCUCGCAGGCCGCCGCCCAGGUGGCCGUGCAGGCCUUGAUCCGGAGUGACCGGAACGGAACCCGGGCCGUUCGGGCCGUGGUGGCUACGCGGGUUCCUCCCCGGCCUCCCCGGAGGCCCGGCCGCAGGAUGUUCAGCGCCUCGGCCUCGCAGGAGGCCCAGGGGGCCGCGCGGGCCGCGCUCGGGGGCUACUCCCAAGCCUACGGGCCCGUCUGCCGCUCGGCGCUGGGCUGCCUGCCCCUGCUCCCCGGACCCCGCGCCUGA
This is a messenger RNA of Mesoplodon densirostris (Blainville's beaked whale), 1371 nucleotides long. It is a transcript of the gene MAPK15, whose product is annotated as mitogen-activated protein kinase 15. The coding region runs from base 1 to 1371 and encodes 456 amino acids. NCBI's taxonomy places the organism in Eukaryota, Metazoa, Chordata, Mammalia, Artiodactyla, Ziphiidae. The record is from RefSeq and is a predicted model, not a curated record. The transcript has 7 exons.